Messenger RNA from Entelurus aequoreus (snake pipefish), 4446 nucleotides. RefSeq names its product PH and SEC7 domain-containing protein 1-like. The transcript has 16 exons. The record is from RefSeq and is a predicted model, not a curated record. Gene Ontology annotation, biological process: regulation of ARF protein signal transduction. The coding region runs from base 722 to 3970 and encodes 1082 amino acids. NCBI's taxonomy places the organism in Eukaryota, Metazoa, Chordata, Actinopteri, Syngnathiformes, Syngnathidae. Gene Ontology annotation, molecular function: guanyl-nucleotide exchange factor activity.
CCAAGAGCCUGGCGGUUCUCAGCUCCAGCCAGCUAGCAGUUCUUCUACCGUCACACAAUGCGAGAGUCAACAAUAUGGCGUGAUUACGUCCUCAAAGGUUGCCUCCACCAGCUUCAGGAAGGAGGUCCCUGAUGGGAAGAGUUCUGUAGUCACCUUUCGUUAUGUGCACAAGUCCAAUGUUAAGACUUUAGGCAGUCCUGCGUGUGAUCCCCACAGCCGACAGCAGAGUCCAGGCUCUUCUUGCAGCUCCAGUCCCAAGCUGACAUUCCCACCUUUAGGUUCUCCAGGAAGUCACCAGCAAAGGUUCUGCAACCUUCAUCUGGCAGCCACAGACCCUCUAGACCAGGCCGUGACACAAAGAGAUUUGGAGGAAUUUGGAUCACCACUACUGAGAAUCAAACUGGCACAUGCGCUCCAGAACUCAUCACCAUCACGGAACUAUCAUCCGACCCGCUGUCAGUCCUGGGCCGGGUCCCCUGUCCAGCACCACAAUGACUACCGCAAAGACAGCAGCGGACCGUGGCGGUUGCAGAACCCCCUUCACCGCUCAGUCAGGCUUACCCCUGAAAGACCUCCAGACAGGGCGGUUGUCCAACCUGGUCAUAUCAUCGAAGGCCUAAACCAGUUAAGUGACGUCAGAAAAUGUUCUUCCUGCUGGUUACGUCCCAAAGAACCCCGAGCCUGGUCUCCAACUGGUUCAGGUGCACUGCAAAGCUUGAAGAUGAACAUUCCAGUCCCCAUUUCAGGGGGAGCCCUCCACCAACACAAGUGGCACAAAAGCUCAGCACCAGCGUCUGCGUCCCCCUUCCUUCCUGUGAGAGUCCACCGCUGCUCUCACCCCCCAACCGAGUUUAGUUCCCCCAUCAGGGACCCAGGACUGUCCUUGGCCAGGCUCCGUGCAGUAGAGAGCCCAACCCUGCAUCGCUGUCAGACGCCACAGUACGGUCGCGGGGACAAAAGGGGCGCAGGCUGCCGAGAAAGGGGGGCAUACAUGCAGCCAGCCUCUCAAGGCGUCUUCGGUCACACGGUUGAGGGGGCACCAGCUGGCCGGACACUCAAAGAGGACUGGGGGAGCCUUCCAGGCCCAAGCCUCAUCCUUGCAGGUGAGCAAACUUGUGAUUAUUCACCUCUGAGCCAAACAACAAAGAACAAGCAAUCUGAGCAGAGAAGGAGAGAACGACUCCUCCUGGGACCAGUGGUCCCCGAUUCUCCUGAUGAGGACGAAGAAUGUGAUGAGAAAGAGGAGCAGCAGACAGGCCCGUCGGGAUCAGACUGCCCUCCAGAAGCGAUGGGAGGAUCCUCACGAAGCUCCAGUGGGGUGACGGGCAGUUUGGGGGAGCAGGACUGUGCAUCACCUGAGUCGCUUCAAUCCAGCCACCAAGGCAAUGAAACCAUGGCCACCACGUCUGGGAUAGAGACAGACAGUGUGUCGCCCGUCCCGUCGCUGCACUGUCAGAAAAUCGCCCGCGCCAAGUGGGAGUUUCUCUUUGGACCUGAAGAGGGUGUCAGCAGCGGACCCAGAAACUUUCUGGAAGCUUCCACAGCGCCGCCAAGUGGAAACUCCAGUGAGUCGCCCACUCCGACCCCCACCUCCUCCCUACUGCCGCUCACUGCUAAACAGGAAGUUCAACAUGUGGAGGUGGAAUUGGUGACCACCCCUCCCACCGCGAUCGGGAUGUCCCCCAAAACGGGCAUUAUACGUCGGACCCUGAAAUACUCUGAGACGGACCUGGACGCCGUCCCACUGCGCUGUUACCGUGAGACCGACAUGGAUGAGGUGCUGCUGGCUGAGCAAGAUGAUGCCGACUCAGCGUUUGGGAGUAACCGCAGUGUGCAGGGGGUGGGCAGGAGUCCUCUCGGGGGAGUGGCCUGUCAUAGACCACAUGAGGAUGAGGAGCAUGAAGAGGAAGGAGACCUUGAAAGAGAAGAGGAGGAGGAGGUAGUGAGCUGGGCCAGUGUAAGGAUGCAAGGAGAUGACAGGAGACAAAAGUACGCAGCUCAGGAAGAACUGGACCGCUUCCGAGACUUCAAGAGACCAGCAGAGACUUUCUUUGACAAACUUCAUCCAGCGCUCAAAUCCCCCAUCUUGGUUCCGGGUCCUCGCUCUGGGGCCGAUGACACCUUCAGCCUGCAUUUUGAGAGCAUCAUGGAGUCCCAUUGCGCUAAGGGGACUUCCUACGACAGCCUGGAGCUCCAGGAUCUGCUCACCUCCAACGUCCAAGCUGUGCCCUCAUUCAUGCCCGCUGUGCGCAAGACCCACUCCGCCAGCGCACGCCACAUUGUCCAACUAAGCUUUGCUCCUUUGGCCCCGCAAGAGAGACCCACCCUCUCAGAUUCCAUCAUCACAGUGAUGGCCGACUCGGACGCCACCCGAGCACCCUCCAGUGAAAGGCUGAGCAGCGCCUCAGAGGACACGCCCCCUAGGAGGCGGGACUACUCUCAGCUGGGGAGCAGCUGGUCUAGCCUGGUGCCCUCCCCCUCGUUGUCAAGCAGGGACCAGCAGGUGGCGCAGUGGGACCACCACCUCAGCGCCGACACGCUCACCAACGCCAGCCACCUCGCCAACAUGGCCGCCGCCAAACGCUUGGCCAAGAGACUCUUCGACUUGGAUGGCUUCCGCAGGUGUGACGUGUCGCGGCAGCUCGGCAAGAACAACGACUUCAGCCGCUUGGUGGCCGACCAGUUCCUCGCUCUCUUGGACUUCUCACACCUCCGCCUGGACCGGGCUCUCAGAAGCUUCCUGAAGCAGGUGGUCAUCAUGGGAGAGAGUCAGGAGAGAGAAAUGCUGCUCUGUCAUUUUUCUCGACGUUAUUUGCUGUGCAACCCAACUAUGUUCACCACAGACGAUGCCGUGCACACGCUCACGUGCGCUCUCAUGCUGCUCAACACUGACCUGCAUGGACCACACGUAGGCAGGAAGAUGUCAUGUCAGCAGUUUGUUGGCAACCUGCAAGGACUGAACGAUGGGCGGGACUUCCCCAAAGACCUCCUCCAGGCGCUGUACAACUCCAUCAAGACCCAAAAGCUGCAAUGGACACUCGACGAGGAGGAACUGCGCAAGUCCUUCUCAGAGCUGGGGGACAGCUUGGGCGACUGCUCCAGAUCCACCAAGAUGGCAGGCGGCGGGCAGGCGGCACCAGAGGACACGCCUCCGUUACCUGGAACGCCGAUGUACAAAAACGGAUUCCUGGUGCGCAAAGUGCACGCAGACUCUGACGGCAAGAGAACGCCGAGGGGAAAGCGAGGCUGGAAGACUUUCUACGCCAUCUUGAAGGGACUCAUUCUCUACCUGCAGAAGGGCGAGUACCGAGCCGACAAGCCGCUGUCGGACCACGACCUGAAGAACGCCGUGUCCAUCCAUCACUCGCUCGCCAUCAGAGCCUGCGACUACAACAAACGUGCCAACGUCUUCUACCUGCGCACCGCCGACUGGAAGCUCCUCCUCUUCCAGGCGCCGAGUGCAGAGCAGAUGCAGUCAUGGAUCACUCGCAUCAACACGGUGGCGGCCAUGUUUUCAGCUCCGCCCUUCCCACCAGCUACAUACUCCCAAAAGAAGUUCAGCCGGCAGCUGUUGCCUGGAACCUUGUCUAAACUGCCUGAGGAGGAGCAGAUCCGGUCCCACGAGGCUCGCUUCCGCGCCGUCUCCUCAGAGCUGGCUGAGCUGCGCUCCUAUCCCCCUGACCGCAAGGUGAAAGGUCGCGAGCUGGACGAGUAUCGGCAGAGAGACGAGUAUCUGGACUUUGAGAAAAGGCGUUACGAGACCUACGUGGCGCUGCUGCGGGCCAAGAUGCGGAGCGGCGAGGAGGACCUGUCCACGCUGGAGUGGCAGCUGCUGGAAGAGGGCGGUCUUCAGCGGGCCCAGUCCAGCCCCACCCUGCAGGACGCCAAGCCGGGCCAGUCCAGCCCCGCCCUGCAGGACAGCACACGUGAGGGCCAGAGACACAGCUACCGCCAGGCCGUGAAGAAGUGAGGCGGACACGCUGCUUGGCUUUUAUUUGGCACACUGCGGCAGGAGCCAGGGUCCACACGACGCCCUCGCCAACGCCGUGCCCAGCACCCGGGUCACGUGAUUGGCUGGGCGAGGACUAUGGCGCCCAAUGUGGCGCAUGGCGAGAACAGGAAGGUGCUGUUGAGAAACACAUAAACUUUUCUUUCCGCCAUAUUUGUCAUGUUGGAGCUUCUUGCUUUAGCCGCCAUCUCGUCGCACUUCCUCUCUUCUCUUUGGUUGCCAUGACGGCCAGCUGUCAAUCAUCAUGUCCACUUCAAAACUUCUGUCAUCCACUUGUCUGCCCGGUUACCAUGGUUACCACCCUGGAGGCAGCUUGCUGAAUGUUGCUGUAAAUAAAGCAUGAUGGCGAUGAUUGAACGACGAGAAUGUUUUUCGUCUUUCUGCUUUUAUUUUGUCGAGCUAAGAAAAAUGUUGAAUAAAACGCUUGAAGAACUUGA